Messenger RNA from Clonostachys rhizophaga, 3549 nucleotides. The record is from the annotation of a GenBank genome assembly. Lineage: Eukaryota; Fungi; Ascomycota; Sordariomycetes; Hypocreales; Bionectriaceae.
AUGCCGGAAGGGGGCUUCCAUGCGCGUCGCGAUCCGACCCAACAAAAUGUGGGCAGCGCUGGUACAAUUUAUGGGCUUCAAAGCCAGCACCGUGUCUACCGCUUUGCAUGGAUAUGUGCGUUGUAUUUUGAAAUGACAGCGGCUCGUGCCAUGCUGGACGAGGUUCACGAGCCGCUGGCUUCUCAACCACGGGAGGAUCCCAACAACUACCUCCUUGGAAGCAUUUGUCAACAUAAUGUCGUGAUUGCUUGCCUGCCUGAUGGGCAGUACGGAACCAACGAUGCGGCAAAUGUGGUGGCGAACCUCCAGCGAACCUUCCCUUCCAUCGAAUUUGGAUUGAUGGUAGGGAUUGGGGGUGGAAUUCCGGAUAAUGAGGAUAUCCGCCUCGGCGAUAUCGUGGUUGGGACAAAGAUCGUACAGCAUGAUCUGGGCAAGACCCUAGGGGAAGGGAAAGUCCAUCGGACAGGUCAACCAGUCCGUCCCCCCCGUGCUCUUAACACUACCAUCUCUACCUUACGAUCCAAACAUGAGCUGCAGCCAAAUCGAAUCUCCUUUAUUGUAGAGGAAAGAAUGGGGAAAUAUUCCGACUACUGUCGCCCGAAAGCGCCAGAUAGCCUAUUCCAAAGAGAAUAUCAACACGUACAGGGAGUAUUUGGGUCACCGUGCGGCGGUUGCGAUCUCUCCAACGUACACCCACGAAGUCCGCGGCCUUCAGAUGUCCCCAGAAUUCACUAUGGAGGUAUUGCGUCAGGUAACCAGGUCUUGAGGGAUGCCACUACCCGUGGCAUGAUUGGAACAGAGCUAGAUGUGCUGUGUUUUAAGAUGGAGGCUGCUGGUUUUAUGCACGUUCUUGAUUGUCUAUGCAUCCGAGGUAUCUGUGACUAUUCGGAUAGCCACAAGAAUAAGGCAUGGCAAAAGUAUGCCGCAGCCGUGGCAGCGGCAUAUGCGAGAGAGUUGCUGGAAAAUUUCCCGCAGUCCUCCAGGCCCCCAGUCUAUCAACUGCCCAUCACUGCAAUCCAAGAUUCUGGUAAGUCAAAGACAGCCUCUGGUGUUCUCGACCGAAACUCAAUGGUGGAAAUCCUCAAAUAUCCCCAGAUGGACAGUCGACAGGAUAUCAUUGAGACCGCCGAGGAGCAUACUUGCCGCUGGUUUCUCGCCACCUCCCGUUAUCGAACUUGGCUAGAUCCCGAACAAUUGAAGAUCUCGCAUGGAUUUCUAUGGAUUACCGGGAAGCCUGGGGCUGGCAAAUCCGUGAUGAUGAAGUUCCUUUCCACGGAAAUGCGGGAGCAAGGCCAAAAAACCAAUGGGGUCGUCGUCUCCUUCUUCUUUGAUACUCGUGGCAGCAUCUUGCAGAAGUCAGUUGCUGGCAUGUACCGAUCAUUGCUUCACCAACUCUUCGGAGCUUACCGGGACCUUCCAAGUAUUUUGGAUCGUCCUGAAUUCAGAGCUAAAACUGAGGACACGCACCUAGCGGUGGAUAAUCUCAAGGCGUUACUGAAGGCCGCAGUUCUAAAGCUUGACAGGCGCCGCCUUACCUGCUUUAUUGAUGCUCUUGAUGAGUGUGAUGAGCAGCAAGCUCUAGCGAUGAUCAACUUUCUUGAUAAUCUCACAAAAUUAUCAACUAGGAACGAUAUUCCGCUUCGCAUAUGCCUUUCAAGUCGUCCAUACCCACAUAUGCUGAUACCAACCAGCAUCCUGUUGACGUUAGAGGAUCAACCAGGCCAUGCUGCCGAUAUGGAAAGCUACAUCUCAAAUAACUUACGCAUCGAAGACCCGAACCUUGCUGAGGAGUUGAAGCUGAAAAUCAUACAAAAGGCUUCUGGGGUCUUCAUGUGGGUAGUGGUGGUAAUCCCAAUUCUUAAUGAUUAUGAUCGAUGGGGUCGCCCAGCUAUAAAACGACAGCUCGAAGAGCUUCCAGACACUUUGAGUAUUAUUUUCAAAGACAUUCUUACGCGAGAUAAGAAUAGCCCGGAUGGCCUCCUCUUCUCUGUCCUCUGGGUUCUCUACGCAAAGUGGCCGCUGACACCAGAAGAGUACUACCACGCCCUGUGGUGUGGACUAAACCUGAGAGGUCACGCAGAUGCAGAAAUUCCCGAUAUUUCUGAUACAUUUGUCAGGAGAAAAAUUAACCGAUAUAUUGUUACUUCAUCAAAAGGUCUUGUCGAAGUUACAAAGUCCAGUGUUCCAACUGUACAAUUCAUUCAUGAGACUGUCCGAGACUUUCUGUUGAAAGAAAAUGGACUUGAAUAUUUAUUGCCGCAUUCUGGACCUGGACGCAACAGUAUCUGUCACGACAUGCUCAAACAAUGUUGUAGUGCAUAUUUGAGUCUUUGUUCGAUACACGAUAUUGAUGGCGGAGGAUCUCACGGCUCUCACCCGUUUCGGAGAUACUGUAGUUUGAAUAUUCUACAUCAUGCCAAUGCCGCAGCAGAACAUGUACCACAACGUUCCUUUCUUACCGAGCUCGAUCUCCCAAAUCUAGUUCAAGGUCUCCGAGUGUUCCAAAAGCCAUGCAAAUACACCUCAGCGGUGAGCUUGACAUACAUACUUGCAAGAGAAGGACUCUCUAAACUCAUUCCCACCUGGCUAGAAAUUUGCCCAAAUAUUCACAUAUAUGGAGAGAAAUUCAGACAUCCAUUGUUCGCUGCCGUGGAUCAAAGCCAUGACACGACAGCAGCUCUCUUAGGUGUCACGCCAGGAAGCCCCGACUAUCAAUUAGUCAAACGGAUGGAUGCGGCUGCCUUCGAUGCCACCCCGCUUUGCUUGGCUUGUCGGAUUGGAGACUUGGACAUGGCCAGGCUAAUCCUCAACUCAGGAGGUGAUCUCAAUUACAUCAAUAAACAAGGCAAUAGCCUACUCUGGGUAGCCUUGAAAGGAGGGCAUGACAGCCUUUCAGCAUUUUUGAUUGAGAGAGGAGCGGAUAUCAAUGGCAAGUUUCAUUUAGCCAACAUGUACCUCGGGCUGGCAUCGAGCAAAGGCUAUUAUGCAACGGCCAAGUGUCUACUUGAGCGGGGAGCAGUCGUCGAUUCCAUCACUUGGUCUUGGCAGACACCACUGCUCGAAGCCUCUCAGAAUGGCCACCAAGGCAUUGUAAGGCUUCUGGUUGAAGCGGGAGCCGAUUUAACUCGUACCGAUCAAAAAGGCAGGACAGCACUAGCGGUGGCUUCUAGCAGAGCCUAUCCGGACACCAUGAAGCUCUUGAUUGAGCAUGGGAGUGAUGUCAAUACCAAAGAUAAGCAAGGUUCUAAGCCACUUGCAUUGGCCUUAAGGGCUGGCCAAUGGCAAGUGGCAAAAAUACUUAUCGAAAAUGGGGGCGAUCUUAACUCAUCCGAUCUCAAUGGUUGUCCGUUACUGCUGAGAAGCUCACGUAGGAGGCGUGGAGACGUCGUGGAGCUCCUUAUUCAGCACGGAGAAGAUGUGUCGAUGCUAUCAGAAGCUCCAGUACAAGGCCCUACGCGAGAUCCGCCUAAAAAUCAUAUACCAACAACAGAUCUGCCAACCGGUACAGAUGUGUUCGAUGAUUUCUUGAAAAAUUUCCUUUAUGAGUGA